AUGCGUCCACUCGUCACUCUUGCUCUGCUCACGGCGUUGUCGGCCGCCGGCCUGGCGUCGGCGGCGGACUUCAUGUUCCAGGCGACCGUUGGCGGCACGCUGCUGGAAGGCCGGCCUCUGACGUGGACCGACGCCACGAUGGUCCUCCUGUCGCGCGACGGGCAGCUGCACGAGUUCGCCCCCAGUCAUGCCAAGCAGGCCCGCCGCACGGCGCCCACCUUUCAAGGCUACACCAGCGAAGAGAUGCGGCAGCGGCUCUACGAAGAGUUCGGCAGCCGGUUCGACUACACCUCGACGGGGCAUUACCUCGUCGCCCACCCACGCGGCGAGCAUGCCGAAUGGGCCAACCGUUUCGAAGACCUUUACCGUUCGUUUGUCCGCUACUUCCGCGUGCGCGGCUUCCAGCCCGAGGAGCCGCCCUACCCACUGGUGGCGAUCGUGUUCGGCAAUCGCAGCGAGUACGAGCGCUACGUGUCAAAAUCGUCGUCCGGCGCGCCGAGCGGGGCGCUGGGGCACUACGAGCCCCGCACCAACCGCGUCUAUCUCUACGACCAGAGCUCGGCCGGCGGCGACGAUCGCUGGGACGAGACGGCUUCGACCGUUAUCCACGAGGCGACGCACCAGACCGCCUACAACGUGGGCGUCCACACCCGCUUCGCUUCGGGCCCGCGGUGGGUCAGCGAGGGGCUCGCCAUGAUGUUCGAGGCCCGCGGCGUCCACGACGCCCGCAGCUACGACCGGGGCGACAGCCGAGUCAACUACGGCCGGCUGUACGACUUCACGAACAGCGUCGUCCCGAACCUGCCGCUAGGGAAUCUCGAGACCUACAUCGCUUCGGACCAAGCGUUCGAGCGGAUGCCGAUCCACGCUUACGCCGAAGCCUGGGCGUUGACGUUCUUCCUCAGCGAGACCCGCCCGCAGCAGUACGCCGAUUACCUGACGCUCACCGCUGACCGGCCCCUGUUCUCCAAGUACGCCGCCGCCGAUCGCGUCGCCGACUUCCGCCGUUCGGCGAACCAGCAGUUGGCGUCUGAGCCGCGGGCGCUAGCCCUCGGUGGAGUUGGCACCCGACUUCCACUGAGGGCUACCGCCCACGGCUCAGAUCAACACGAGUGGGUGUGCGGUUUGUGGCGCCACCCGCGGCUAGCGCCGACGGCUCAUUCCGAAUCCGCAAUCCGCGCUCCCCCCGCCCUGCGGGUUCUUGUCGUCCGGCUGGUGACGGUCGUUGCUGUCGUGGGGCCCGCUGGGGGCGGCGACGGCAGUGAAAGCGGUGAAAGCGUGCUCUUCGACUUGGAGGACUGGGAGAAGCCCCCGAUACGGAGAUCAACCGUGGCCGCUUCUAUCGUUAACGAUUCGUCAGUCGCUAGUCGACCUUUCAGCUACGCGGCCCUAUGGGCGCCUCUGGCGGUGGCGCUGGCGACGCCGCUCUUGUUUCUGCAAGCUGCCGUCGUGAAGCCGAUGUCGGCCGACCUCGACCGCAUGCAGCGGCAGGUCGCACGGCUCGAGGCGACGAUCGCCGAGCUGAAGUCGAAGGGGCACGUCGCGCGGCAGGCGACGGGGCUCUUGGCCGAGCUGACGCAGCAAGAGUCGCUAAUCACAGCGGCAGAGCGGUCGCUGGAGCGUUUCGCACGGCUCGACCGCAAGAUGACGCGCGGCCUCGACGACGCCGAGCAUGCGAUCGCCAAGCUCGACCGGCUCGAAGUGAUUUCGGAUCGCGCCCGUGAGCAGGCCCGCCUGCUCGACGCCACGAACCAGACGCUCGUGAUGCUCCAGCCAGUGGCGGACGACCUGCAGAAUGCGAUCGACCGCGCGGGCCGCCUCGCGCCGGCGGUAACCGAGGUCGAACGGCUCUCGUCGCGGCUCGGCGAGGCGCAAGGGCUCACCGAAGCGUCGCUGCGGAGUGUGGACAAGCUCGUCGAUAUGCAGCAGACGAUCGCUUCUCGGACGGCCGGCGUCGCUUCGGCGAACGCGGCGCUCGAGGGGCUGUUGCGAAUGGAGUCGCGAUUGAACUCGCCGCUGCUGGCGGUCGCCGCGUCGCAGACCCGGCUCGACGAGCUGAUCCGGCUCAAAGACGUGGUCAUCGCCAAGACCGACGACUUGCCAGCCGCCUUCGAUACGUUCGACCUGAUCGUCGGCCUCCAAGACGACUUGCAGCAGGCGCGAGUUGUCUUCGAGCGGGCCCAGCGACUCGUCGCCGACCUGACGCUGCUCAGCCCGUCGCUCAAGCGUCUGGCGACGGUGAUUGAACCGAUGAUCGAGCAAGCUACCGUCAAGAGCCUCGCGGGCGCCGAGCUGCGGAUGGUGCUGAAGGAGCUUGGACAACGGCGGUCCGAGGCUUUGGCCAAGGCCCAAUCCGAAGCGGCCGAAGACGACAGCGUCGCCACGCGUCCCGCGGCGGCGAUGAAGUGA
Molecule: messenger RNA, 2409 nt
Organism: Symbiodinium sp. CCMP2456
Lineage: Eukaryota; Dinophyceae; Suessiales; Symbiodiniaceae
Source: the annotation of a GenBank genome assembly